Pogoniulus pusillus (Red-fronted tinkerbird) is the source of this 4721-nucleotide messenger RNA. RefSeq names its product ATP/GTP binding carboxypeptidase 1 (gene AGTPBP1). The transcript has 29 exons. Gene Ontology annotation, molecular function: metallocarboxypeptidase activity; zinc ion binding. The record is from RefSeq and is a predicted model, not a curated record. Gene Ontology annotation, biological process: proteolysis; protein side chain deglutamylation. The coding region runs from base 448 to 4197 and encodes 1249 amino acids. NCBI's taxonomy places the organism in Eukaryota, Metazoa, Chordata, Aves, Piciformes, Lybiidae.
GUGACGCGCUGCGGUGUGGGCAGGUUCCUGCUGCCGCUCGCGUGAAGACGCUGGGGCCGCAGCGCGGAGCCGCCGCCCCACCCUGAGCGCUGUGGGCUAGCCUGCCUGCCGCCUCGCCCGUCCCUUAGAGGGGCUACGGCAAAGCCUCCUUUGUCUCAGGAGAGGCUUUAUCUGAGGUGCCCUGUACAAGUUGCUUCUGAGUACAUCAGGUUUUUUGUGAUGAAAUAAUUUUGCCCUGACUAAUGCUGCUUGCUUUGCUUGCCAUGAACUUCCCAGAUACUGAAGUUUGUACUUGAAGGCUACUUGGACAAAUUUUGGACACCUCUUAACUUGAGUCAAAUUUGAAUUCUUGUGAAUACCUAAACAUUUGCUUCCUGGCUGCUGGGGAAAAAAAAAAUCUGUUUUCAGGUUAUCAGAGAUGGUGAUUUGAAGAAUCAGGUUUCCGAUAUGAACAAAGUAAAAACAUCAUCUGAAAAAAGUGUUUCCACCAGUUCUCGGACUGUGUCUCUGCUGUCACAGCUGGAGAAGAUCAAUUUGGGCUCUGUAUUAGGAGAAGCAGACAGUGCCAGAUAUGUCACCUCAAAGAUCCUUCAUCUGGUUCAGAGUCAAGAAAAAACCAGGAAGGAGAUGACUUCUAAAGGUUCCAAUGGAAUAGACAUAAUCCUGGCAACCCUAGAGAAUACAAAGGAUCCUCAAACUAUUUUAAAUAUACUAAAUAUUCUCAUUGAGGUAGUCUCAGUUGGUGGGGGUCGGAGAGCAAAUGUCUUAGUAACUAAAGGAGGGACACAGAUCUUACUACAGCUGCUUUUGACUGCCAGCAAAGACACUCCACCAAAUGAGGAAUUGAUGGUGCUUCUUCAUACUCUUCUUGCAAAAGUUGGUCCAAAAGACAAAAAGAUUGGCAUGAAAGCAAGAAUUAAUGGUGCCCUAAACAUAACAUUGAAUUUAGUGAAGCAGAAUUUGCAGAACCACAGGCUAAUAUUGCCAUGUCUUCAAGUAUUAAGAGUUUACUCAACCAACUCUGUAAAUGCAGUGUCCUUGGGAAAGAAUGGAGUAGUAGAACUGCUAUUUAAAAUCAUUGGCCCUUUUAGUAAAAAGAACACAAGCCUUAUGAAGGUUGCUUUAGACACACUUGCUGCGUUGCUAAAAUCAAAAACAAAUGCCAGGAGAGCAGUAGACAGAGGAUAUGUGCAGGUGCUUUUAAUGAUUUAUGUUGAUUGGCACUGCCAUGAUAGCCGACAUCGAUACAUGCUUAUACGGAAAGGAGUUUUGCAGUGCAUUAAAAGUGUUACAAACAUCAAAUUGGGGAGAAAAGCAUUCAUUGAUGCUAAUGGAAUGAAAAUUCUUUACAACACUUCACAAGAGUGCCUUGCAGUAAGAACUCUCGAUCCGCUUGUCAACACAUCCAGCCUAAUAAUGAGAAAAUGUUUUCCUAAAAAUCGUCUUCCUUUACCAACUAUUAAAAGUGCUUUCCAUUUCCAACUCCCAGUUAUUCCUGCCAGUGGUCCUGUGGCUCAGCUGUACAAUUUGCCUCCUGAUGUGGAUGAUGUACUAGAUGAAAGUGAUGAUAAUGACGAUGCUGAAACAGAAUCAGAAAUUGAAACUGAAAAUGAUGAUGACAAGGACCAACAGUUUAAGAAUGAUGAUAUCGAGACUGAUAUUAAUAAACUGAAACCCAGACAAGAAUUGGGAAGAUCCAUAGAAGACCUGAAAAUGUAUGAGCAAUUUUUCCCAGAACUGUCAGAAAACUUUCAGGGUUGUGACUUGGUUUCCAAGGAACCAAAGCCUUUCGUACCUGAUGUGAAUUUGAGUGGACCUAUUGUUGUUCCUACAGCAGGAGAGGAACACUCUGUUGAACCAAACCAGUCAAGGAAAGAAGCUGCUUUUAAGGAGAGCAAUCCUUUAUUGACAGAGGAAUACAACAGGAGGCCAGUCUUUCUGGAACUACCAAAGAAAGGGAGUAUUAAAGACAGUAGUUUACAUCAGCAAAAUGAUCAAGGAAACCUGCUUCCAUCAUGCCAGUGUCUAAGCCAAGAAAUUGUGAAAGGCUUGGACAGAAUCAGUUUGCAGAACAGUCCAAAAAAUGAUCAACAUUACAGUACGGGGUGUGAAAUAAAGAAAGAAAGCAAAACUAAUCUUACCACACUUGCUUAUGGUAAACCUUGCGAACAUGUUUCACCCUGUGGCAGUAGCCUCUUUGAAGGAUCAUCUGUCCAACUGGGAAAACUCUGCUGUACUGGAGUAGAUUCGGAGGAGGAAGAUACCAGGUCUAGUUCAUCUGGGGAGCAAGUAGUACUUGAGGUUUCUGAUGUAUCACCAGUUCAUGAUUGUGAUCUUUAUAUCGAAAUGGUAAAGACCACGAAGUCCAUCCCUGAAUAUUCAGAAGUGGCCUAUCCAGAUUAUUUUGGCCAUAUUCCACCCCCUUUUAAGGAGCCUAUUCUGGAAAGGCCAUAUGGGGUGCAGAGGACAAAAAUCUCUCAAGAUAUUGAAAGACUGAUUCAUCAGAAUGACAUUAUAGACAGAGUUGUGUAUGAUCUUGAUAAUUUGAGUUGUGUAGUACCAGAGGAGGCAGAUGUUUUGAAGUUUAACUCCAAAUUUGAGUCUGGAAACCUUCGCAAAGUUAUUCAGAUCAGAAAAAAUGAGUAUGAUCUAAUUCUGAACUCGGAUAUAAAUAGCAAUCAUUAUCAUCAAUGGUUUUACUUUGAAGUAAGUGGAAUGAAAACUGGCAUUGGUUAUCGGUUUAACAUCAUCAACUGUGAAAAGUCAAACAGUCAGUUUAACUAUGGUAUGCAGCCCCUCAUGUAUUCUGUUCAAGAAGCAUUAAAUUCUCGACCAUGUUGGACUCGUGUUGGGACAGAUAUUUGUUAUUACAAGAAUCACUUUUCAAGAAGUUCAGUUGCUGCUGGAGGUCAGAAAGGAAAAUCUUAUUACACAAUUACAUUCACGGUGAUUUUCCAACAUAAAGAUGAUGUCUGCUACUUUGCAUACCAUUACCCAUAUACAUACUCAACUUUAAAGAUGCAUCUUCAGAAGCUGGAAUCUCUGCACAACCCUCAACAGAUCUAUUUUCGACAAGAUGUUCUCUGUGAGACCCUAGCUGGCAAUAGUUGUCCCAUAGUCACUAUUACAGCCAUGCCAGAGUCCAAUUACUAUGAACACAUCUGUCACUUCAGGAAUCGUCCUUACGUUUUCCUAUCUGCUCGUGUACAUCCUGGAGAGACUAAUGCAAGCUGGGUCAUGAAGGGAACACUGGAAUACCUUAUGAGCAAUAAUCCAAGUGCCCAAUGUUUACGAGAAUCUUACAUUUUCAAAAUUAUCCCCAUGCUCAAUCCAGAUGGUGUCAUCAAUGGAAACCACCGUUGCUCUUUAAGUGGAGAAGAUUUAAACAGACAGUGGCAAAAUCCAAAUCCAGAUCUGCAUCCCACUAUUUACCAUGCUAAAGGGUUACUGCAAUAUCUGGCUGCUAUAAAACGUUUACCAUUGGUCUACUGUGAUUAUCAUGGUCACUCUCGUAAAAAGAAUGUAUUUAUGUAUGGCUGCAGCAUCAAAGAGACAAUGUGGCACACAAAUGUUAAUGCUGCCUCUUGCGACCUAAUGGAAGACCCUGGUUACAGGUGUUUGGACCUGAAGAAGAAGAUUUUAAUAAGUAGGAAAUGGCAAACCUGUUGUCACUUGAACACAACACUCCCAAAGAUCCUGAGUCAAACUGCCCCAGCAUUCUGCAUGGGCAGCUGCAGCUUUGUAGUGGAAAAGUCCAAGGAAUCAACAGCGCGAGUUGUUGUCUGGAGAGAGAUAGGAGUACAAAGGAGUUACACAAUGGAAAGCACAUUAUGUGGAUGUGACCAGGGAAAAUACAAGGGAUUGCAGAUAGGGACAAGAGAACUGGAGGAGAUGGGAGCAAAGUUCUGUGUUGCCUUACUGCGUUUAAAAAGAAUGACAUCACCCGUGGAACACAAUUUGCCUUCUAGUCUGUUGGAUAUUGAAAAUGAGCUGAUUGAGUCAAGCUGUAAAGUCACAAGCCCCACUACAUAUGUUUUGGAUGAAGAUGAGCCUCGCUUCCUUGAAGAAGUUGAUUACAGUGCAGAGAGCAAUGAUGACCAAGACGUUGAACUAGCUGAUAAUGUCGGUGACUAUGAGGCAACUAAUCAUGAAGAUGGACUUUCAGACUCAGAUUCAACACGGAUACUGCUUUCUUGAAUGAUCUUUGCAGCCAGUAAUGUGAACAUCCAGGAUACUUAAUUUCCUAGUCAAAUACUUCCUUGCUCUCUUCUAACAUGGGGAUAAGCUUAAAGAAAACACAGCUAACUGGAGUCUGCCUAGCUCAAGGACAAUAAAUAUUUCUAAUAAAUAGGCAUUUAUUUAAGGAGUUCUGUGUUUUCUUUUAGCACACUAAAUAGAUAACUUAAUGGUACAUUUUCUACUAAAUAGCACUGCAUGGUGUUUCAUGUCCUUAAACUUUUUGUCUUCAGAAAAAUGGAUUAUAAUUUGUGGUCUGAGUACACAAACUAAUUCUUUGUGGUACAGUUCUUUGAGUUACUUCCUGAAAAAUACAUAUGUACAGGUUUUCUAAAUUAAUUUAUGUGUGUAUGUGCCUGAAUAUGCUGAGUUGAAGAGGUUAUUUUUCAUCAUUAUUUCAAAGAUACUUGAUUGUGUUUGAAGUAGUGCCUGCUUUGGAGCCAUUCAAUGAUUACUAAAUUAAAAAUGAAAAGGUGAUGUAUGAA